Messenger RNA from Lachancea thermotolerans CBS 6340, 1317 nucleotides. RefSeq names its product KLTH0G02222p. The transcript has a single exon. The coding region runs from base 1 to 1317 and encodes 438 amino acids. The record is from RefSeq and is a predicted model, not a curated record. Lineage: Eukaryota; Fungi; Ascomycota; Saccharomycetes; Saccharomycetales; Saccharomycetaceae.
AUGUCACUAGCGCUACUGUUAUUCCUCCUUCAAGGGGUCUGUGCUGUAAUAGUGCCCUGGUUGGAUAACGACCCCUUUGCCGAGAGUACGGAAACACAUAAACUAGAUUUAGGAUACCCGCCGGUGUUGUCCCCUGACGAAAUUACCGAUGACACUCGCAGUUUGCCACACGAAGGGUUUGUACCGCAGUUUGUCAUAGAUAACUGUCCUCUAGUACAUCUCUACAGCGAAGAAGAGUAUUGGCCGGCAGACAUUUCCGACUUCGUCAGGCACUUCAACAUCCAGCUCUCAAACGGAUCAGUAUUACAAGAGCAUCCUCUUGACCUACAGGACCUCAAGUCUAAAAUUCAAGGACCUGCAGGCGCCAUCUCUGGCCGGGAAACAUACCUGAGCUCCGUGGACGACUUCGACAAGGAUCCUCGCUGGUUGCUCGGCCACGAGCCAGAUUAUGGUUCUGGUCAAAUAAAGAACGCACCAGCCAUUCUUAUUGUCGUUGACAAAGGAAACGGGUGGGUGGAUGCUUUUUGGUUUUACUUUUAUUCCUUCAACCUGGGGCCUUUUAUAAUGGGCUAUGGCCCGUGGGGCAACCAUGUUGGGGACUGGGAGCACUCCCUCGUGCGAUUCUUCGAAGGUGAGCCCAAGUAUUUAUGGAUGAGUGCGCAUGGCGGGGGAGGCUGUUACCGAUUUGAUGCCAUUGAAAAGAAGACUCGGGUGCAGUAUUCAAACAACCAUCGCACUUCGAAGAUUUUGCAAAGGCCUUUAAUAUUUAGCGCGAGAGGCACACACGCCAACUACGCAUCCGUGGGGCAACACGCGCAUGAUGUGCCCUUUUUCUUCAGCGCCCUGAGCGAUUUUACAGACAGGGGCCCUCUUUGGGAUCCAUCUCUCAACUACCUCGCUUACACCUAUAAUGGGACGGUUGUCACACCUGUGUCUGAUCGAGAGCGGGAGUUGGGAACUAAGUGGUUGCACUACAUGGGUCAUUGGGGCGAUAAACAACUUCCAUGGAGUGAUCCGCGCCAAAGGUGGUGCCCUGUCCAAUGGCGCUACAUUGACGGGCCCCGUGGACCACUCGCUAAGAAUCUUGGGAGAACCUCGUUAUGCCAAAGAAGCAAGUGGUUCAAUUUCUGGGGGGGCUGUCCUGCUAGGAGGAAAAUUAAGAGAGGACAGGGGCUAGAUGCGGAACAUAAUGACCUUGUGGGAGACAAUUGUGGGAUUCUACUUUAUAGGGUAAGACCCAAAUGGCUGCGUACACUAAUGAGAUUGAUAAUGUGGCGUGGUAUUGCAUGCUUCAUAAUGGAUUAUUUUACAGGAUAG